This is a messenger RNA of Megalopta genalis, 8279 nucleotides long. RefSeq names its product mediator complex subunit skuld (gene skd). Gene Ontology annotation, biological process: positive regulation of transcription by RNA polymerase II. Gene Ontology annotation, molecular function: transcription coactivator activity. Gene Ontology annotation, cellular component: mediator complex. The record is from RefSeq and is a predicted model, not a curated record. NCBI's taxonomy places the organism in Eukaryota, Metazoa, Arthropoda, Insecta, Hymenoptera, Halictidae.
GGCGACAGUGUGUCCUCUAGCUGCUGGGAAGCGACGCGACGUAACGCGAAUAUUCGGUUGAAAGUCGUACGCGAGACGAUCGUAUUAUUUACCCUUUCGUUUCAAGAGACUUCUUCUCGUCCUCGAAGCGACGCUCCACCACCGGUCUGCGUGUCUUGCUUUUGAAGCGGGCAAUAUCGUGUCGCGAGCUUGUCUGUAAAAUGACGGUGGUCUCGUUAGCGGUGGAACCGUACCCCGUGAACUCGACGGCUCCCGGCGAGGGCCGUUCGGCGACGAUAGUGUAUAAAAAGUGUACGUGAAGUGUCUCCACUAACCGUGUUCGCGGCGAGAAUAGAGGAUGUACAUUUCAAGUGAUUCGCGAGUAAACCAUGCCUGAUGAGCGCCGCCAUCUUCUUCCCCGUCGUCGAAGCGAACUGCGCGAGUGAGCGGUAGGGGUCGCCUCGGGCGUCUGCGCUUGUUGUUUCCUAUCGUCCGCCAUUUUACGGUCGCCAUUGAGAAGUGAAAACCCUCCUAAAUGUUCUCGAAUAAUAGCGGCCUCGCCGUGUGAUUUUCGGGGCUGAGAGAGGCGCGCCGCCGCGAGAAGUGUUGCUAAUGAGUGUACGGCGUACGAUGGAGAAGCCAUGACGCAUCCGUCGCAUCAAACGAACGGCGCUAGCCUGGAGGACUGCCACACUAAUUUCUUCGCACUGACGGACCUCUGCGGCAUCAAAUGGAGGAAACUCGUGUGGGGCGAAGUGGCCGGCGGCUUCGGUGGCACUCCCCUCGAGGACCCGGUGCUCUCGAGCUUCUCGCGGUGCCUCGCGGGUGACAUUCUCUGCGUGUGGCGGCGGGUCGCCGCGACGCCGGCCACCUCCGGCCCGGCAACCGCCUCUGCGACCGGAGCUGGCAUCUUCGACCUGGGCAUCGCACCCUCGCCAGCACCGCCACCCCUCUCCCUCACCGCCGCUAAGGAACUCUGGAUUUUCUGGUACGGCGAGGAACCUGAUCUCUCCGGUAUCGUGUCGCCGGAACUGAUUGCGUGCGAAAGUGAACAGGGCUCUUGGGAAAGCGGAUUAUCGUACGAGUGCCGGUCACUACUUUUCAAGGCUCUGCAUAACUUGAUCGAACGGUGCUUACUGUCACGUGAUUUUAUUCGCUUAGGAAAGUGGUUCGUACAACCUUACGAUGGCUUCGAGAAACACCGAUGUAGUAGUUGUCACCUGUCGUUCUCGUUUGCAUUCUUCGUCCACGGAGAGAGCACUGUAUGCGCUAGUGUGGAUGUUAGGCAGCAUCCUGCUGUACGACAUCUCACCAGAGCUUGCUUGCAACGUACCCAAACUUCCCAAUCUGGGGUUAAAGUAAUUCUAGCACCGUACGGGCUAGCAGGUACUUUAACCGGUCCAGUGGGGCGAACAGAUAGUCAACUUCUAGAAGAAUGGAAACACUUCUAUCCGAUCAAUGGCAGCAACAUCGAAGCGGGACUUCCACCGUUGGUAGAUGUACUUGUUGGUGGUGUUCGCAUGCGAUAUCCUUCCUGUUAUGUUCUGGUCACUGAUAUGGACGACACUCCACCCGAAACACCGCUUUCUCCGCCGAGCAGUCCUACUAGCUGCGAACAUCCGCUCCUAGGUCAGCAGGAAUUACGAGCAGCUACGGAACUGCCGGAACGCGUAUGGGCAGAAUGUACUUCGAGUUCACCGAUCUCUGCUUCCAAAACAGAAUCUUCCACCGAACAAGGAACCUGGAGCUUCAUUGAUGCAACACAAAAGUCUUCCUGUACCUGUUCAAAGUAUACGACCCCCGGGGGUUGGAAGAGCCUGGCCUCCUCUCAGGUUCAGAGGGAGAGAGUAGAUAAAGGUGGACGGAGGGUCGUACCAUUUCAUCGACGCUCUACCACCCAGUGGGAUGCUUGUCCCUCUGUCCCUGCUAAUGCCCCCAGGUCUAUAUUGAAUAGAACAGAGGCACCGAGUACACCACCAGGUGGACCACCCUCUUAUUCAAGGGGACCACCGACAGGAGGAGAUUGUCUACCAGUUCCAUCUGUUGGCUCGCCAGGUUCCCCAGCACCUUCACCUCUUCCAACUCCACAUUCCGAGCCAGCGUCCGUUCCACCAGCUGAGCCUACAAUGCCCACUCUAAGUCCUCAACCACCACCCAGUCACACAAACACUGCCCCACCAUUAACCCCUUCUCAAGGUCCGAAGUCAACCUCCUCCGCAUGCAAUAAUCAAGUGCAUAGUCCAGCUCCUGGGCCAACUUUAAAACGACCAGUCUUAGUCUCCAGAGAAUGUGAGGAUAUGUAUUUAGAAAAUGAACAGUCAUUACCUUGGCUCUAUGAUUACUCGAUGCAAGAAGCAUGGCUCAAUCAUCCUGUGAAACGUUUUAAGGAAUCUAAUAGUAGUCCAGUCAAUGUGCGGAGCAAUACUUUGUAUCCACCAAUGAAUUCCCAGGUUUCUCAGUCACAGACUCCAAAAUUAGAAAUAAAGCAGGAACCAAACGUGAAUGUUGGGGAUUGCAUCGGAAGAAGAACAGAUCCUUACGAGUUCGAUGCCACAGGCGAAGAAAACGGUACCGGUGUCGAUGGACUUAGACGACAAAGAGACGAUCCUACCAAACCGGGAUCUUUGUUUACCAGCGAAGGUCUUCAAGCAUCCUACAAAGAUUUAGAUCAAAUCUUUGACAACUCCGACCCUGAUACUUCUAGCGAUGAAACUAAUUUGAAUCAACUUCAAGUGCAAACACCACCGGAAUCGAACAGAUCCGGUGGACUACACGAUGAAGCCAGGGUGGACGCUAACAACAGACAUAAUAAUCGUGGAGUAGGUGUUUUACGACCAGAAGAGCUUUCCAAAAUGUUUCCAACACCACCAUCCCUAGAACAUAAUCCGGUCGCUUCACCUUGUCAGCUGAGCGACCCUUUAAUGGACCAGACAGAACUUUCUGUACCUCAACGACCACUCAGGCAUCUCCCUGAUAUCUAUCCAAACAUGGGAUCCCCUCAAGAAGAACCAAUCGACGAUUGGUCCUAUGUGUUCAAGCCUACACAAAUCUGUAAGAUGGUUGGUUCUUCCAAGUAUGCUCCUCUUACGAAUUUGCCCAGCCAAUCUUUACCACCUGUCACACUGCCAUCGCACUGCGUAUACAGACCUUCCUGGCAGUGCAAUCCAGCACCCAACAACACAGACAAGCCACUUCCACCCACUAGACCCGGAUCGGUUCAACAGCAACCUUGCCCGCCGAGCCCAGCACCAUUGGGAGCACCUUAUCGCUCAGCAACUAUAUCUGGCAGACCGCCACCGCCACCGUACGAUCAGCCAAGCCCAGCAACAUCCACUACUUCUUCAUAUCUCAAUAAAAACCUGAAUAGUAUUGAAGCGGACACACCGGGACCUGCGCGCGCUCCAGAAUCGAACUCUCUUAUAGUGAACAUCUUAUUAGGCGAUACUGCGCUGAACAUCUUUCGCGAUCACAACUUCGACAGUUGCAGUCUCUGCGUGUGUAACGCAGGUCCAAAGGUAGUAGGCAAUAUCAAAGGUGCCGACGCAGGUGUUUAUCUGACGCACUCGUGGUCAGGCGGGGCUCUGUUCCAAGAUGAUGAUCAGAUCAGGUGUAGUUGCGGGUUUAGCGCGGUAGUGAACCGACGAUUGGCCCAUCGAGCGGGUUUGUUUUAUGAGGACGAGAUGGAGAUCACCGGUAUUGCCGAAGAUCCUGCGGAAAAGAAAAAAGUGUCUUUGGUAGCUGUGGCAUGCGGAGGCGGAAAACCAUCCGAGGGCUUAGAUGUGAUACCACCGAACGUGUUGGAGUUGCUGAGGGAACAGUGUUUGAUCGUGCAGAGCUCCGCGAGUAGUCUGUACAGAGCGUCUAGGAUUUACGCGACAAUGAAGAGCUACUCGAUGCUCGCGCCUACAGUGAACAUGUUAGAGUUUAACGAUGGGAACGAAGUGUCGCUGGCGGCUCUCGAUCAGGGUAAAAUCGACGGUACGCACAACGAGAGGACUAAUCGCGUGAACGGUGUGCAUCGAUGGGUAUUCCUCAGAGCAAAGGGUCCUCAGUGUAGCGGUGAUAUUGUUAGGAUGAUGAGGGCGCUGCAGCCACUCCUGCAAGACGCGGUACAAAAGAAGUGUACCACUCGCAUGUGGGAGGCACCGUACACCGUCGCUGGUCCUCUUACCUGGAGGCAGUUCCAUCGUUUAGCUGGUCGCGGCACCGAUGAUCGCUGUGAACCCCAACCGAUACCUGCGCUGGUUGUUGGUCACGAUCGGGAUUGGCUGUCUUUGUCACCUUAUGCCCUGAGUUACUGGGAGAAACUACUUCUAGAACCGUACGCUGGACCUAGGGACGUCGCUUACGUGGUGGUAGCGCCGGAUAGCGAUUGCGUUAUCAAUAAAGUAAAGUCAUUCUUCCGUGAACUGUCAACCACGUACGAAAUCUGUCGACUGGGAAGGCAUACGCCCAUUUCAAAGGCACUUCGCGACGGUAUUCUUCGAGUUGGUAAAUCGUCCGUGCAAAAACAAGCCAAACAACAGAUAGACGACUGGUUUAAGUUAUUAGGCGAGAAUCAAUUGGGAGAGCUGUUGCGGCUAUAUGCUCAAGUCUGUAACCACCGAUUAGCUCCAUAUUUAACGCAGGUUAUACAAGAUCGAAGUUUGUUAGAUCCCGGAGAUUCCCAGCCGGCCAGCAAGCAGCAACAGCAGCAGCAAACAACUAUCCCUGUUACCGAGACCAUGCCAGCAACACCUGACGUAAUGACAAAUAAACCUGAAUCCGUUGAAGGAGAAAAUCCUAGAAGCGAAACUCCGUCGUCGAAUACGGCAACAAAUUCGAAUUCUAACACCGGUAAUACAACACCAACUUCUCAAACUGCCACGAUACCCACCAAUAACUCUGCGGGUCCAGAUGAAGAGGAAGUAGAACCUCCAGCUGUGGUGGUUUAUUUGGUUGAACCUUUCUCGCUAGGAGGCCCCGAAGAUCCUGACCGUCGAAGACUCGCAAUUUUAGCUUUAUUACGUGCAUACUCCGCAGCGGUGAAUAACAUGCCUGAAAAUAUUAGAUCAAACAUAAAUGUUCAGUUAAUAUCCUUGGAAAGUAUAAUGGAAUUAGGGCGAGCUAGAGAAAGGCGGAAAAUACAAGACGAGAUGCGGGCCUUAGCUUUAAACGUGUUUCUGCAGGGCCGUCGAUUGUUAAAUCACAACUCUACGGUAAAAAGUCUCACUGGCUUUGGUACUGCUGCCGCCGCAGAUCUUUUCCUUAAGAGUAAAGAUGAACGGAACAGAGCGCCGUACCGGCUGUACGCGCCGGCCUAUGUCCUGGCUCCUCUACGGGCAAAGAGCGAGGCACCCGAGUCAUUCGGCAUCGCUGGACCAGAGGAAUGCGCAGUACUUUACCUGAGCUACUGUCUCAGCGAGGACCAGUCAUGGCUACUCGCAGUCGCGACUGAUGACCGGGGUGAGAUAUUUGAGACGGCCACCAUCAAUAUCGACAUACCCAAUCGGAAGAGAAGAAAACGAGCAUCGGCCCGACGAAUUGGACUACAAAAGUUAAUGGAUUUCAUUCUGGGCGUGAUGUCUCAAGGCGUUCAACCCUGGAGGUUAGUGGUGGGCCGUGUGGGACGCAUUGGACACGGAGAGUUGAAGGGAUGGAGCUGGUUACUAUCCAGGAAAGCGCUCCUGAAGGCAUCGAAGCACUUAAAAGAAAUUUGUGGCCAGUGCAGUUUGCUUUACCCGUCGGCAGCACCUUGCGUUCUCAGCGCUUGUUUGGUUUCUCUAGAACCAGAUUCAACUUUGAGACUGAUGGCUGAUCAGUUCACACCUGAUGAAAGAUUUAGUCAGGCGUCGGUAAACUGCCAAUUAUCUACACCACAAGAUGUCACAUGUACUCACAUUCUCGUCUUUCCUACGUCUGCAACUACUCAGUCAUCACAGACUGCAUUUCAAGAGCAACAUAUUAAUGGACCAGAUUUAGGGGACGAUGAAUUAUUUUCCGCUUUGAACGAUGACAUGCCAGAAGGUAUGGAAGGUAUGGGAGACUUCAAUGAUAUCUUCAACGUAUGGCCAGAAGCUGGCGCCGGUGGAGGGCAAAGUCCUGGUGCCAGUCCCCAUCGUCCCGAAGGAUCCCCCUUAGGCGGAGAUGGCGGUGGUUCGGGUUUAGGCAAUCACGAUGGUCCAGGAAGCCCGUUUCCGUGUAGCAACACGCCAAGAGUGGCAGUUGCCGAGCAGGCUGAAGAAGUAGGGACGCUAUUGCAGCAACCACUUGCUCUUGGUUACUUAGUAUCCACUGCGCCAACCGGACGUAUGCCACCAUGGUUUUGGUCAGCUUGCCCCCAUCUCGAAGGCGUUUGCCCAGUGUUCUUGAAGAAUGCCUUACAUUUGCAUAGUCCAGCAAUACAGCAGAAUAGUGAUGAUCUGUUACAGCAGCAAAGUGCACUCACUGCUCAUCCGUUAGACUCGCAGUAUACCACCGAUGUGCUCAGAUACGUGUUGGAAGGAUACAACGCAUUAUCGUGGCUCGCUGUAGAUGCGAACACGAAGGAUCGACUAUCCUGCUUGCCAGUGCACGUACAAGCGCUCAUGCAGCUCUACCAUGCAGCGGCAGCUCUCGUCUGACCCACACCCUCUCCCUUCGUAGUGCAGUAUGUGCACCUCUCUCACGCACUCCUUAACCGUACCAUCACUUGGGGCUUUACGAGAGCAACUGGUUUCCUAGAUCCGUCUUCAACUGUCAAUGACUCUGAGAUUCCUCGAAUAAUUGGGAUAGAAUGACCCUUCGGCCAAUCGUCGAUGAUCCCACGACACUAUGAACACCGAGAUCUUUUUCCUUGCUCGGCUUCUUUUUACGUCUUAAAUUCAUACGAUAUACGGUGAGAUCAAGUCACGUCGCGAUAAUACUUACCGUAAGCUCGAUUUUGACGUAAUUUCUUUUCUUUCUUUUUCUUUUUAUGUAUAUAUAUAUGUAUAUAUAAUAUAUAUAUAUAUAUAUAUAUAAUAUAUAUACACACAUAUAUACAUAUAUACAUAUAACAAUGUUCUUCUAUCCGUAUUAUUGUUGACAGGCGGACAAACCGAGAAAUAAGGUAGAUUGUACUUUGUGUUUAAGCAGUAAUCGUGACAAAUAAAAAGUAAACACGAAGACACUACUAAUUAACGACCAUGCAUUACCGCAUACCAAAUGGAGUCUGAAGAAUGAAAGUGGAAAUUGCAUGCGAUAAUACAUUAGUAAGAAAGAUUGAAACGAACGAAUGAAAACUCGAGAACAUGUCAGGACAAAGAGAAUAAGUGAGAACGAAAGACAACGUGUGAAAGUAAAAGAGUGACUGCCUGUAUAAGCGGAAGCGAAGGGGAAACAGAAGAGAGAGAGAGAGAGAGAGAGAGAGAGAGAGAGAGAGAGAGAGAGAGUGCGUUUAAAGAAGCCAACUUUCGAUUGUCUCUCUAUCAAUAGAUAGUUCAAUUACAAAUCAGAAUCUCUAGAAAAUUACGUAACCAAAACGUUUUUAAUUGUAAAUUGAAUUUUGUACAAAGCUUUUAUUAUUAAUAACGACGAAGUAAUAUAAAUGAUAUUACGUUGUUUUUUAAUUUUAUAGAGAUGAUAUAAAUGAAAAAAAAGAAAGAACAGAAAGGGAGGCGACACUUCUUUUUUACAAGUAUAUUGCCUCGUACAAGCCCCUGGUGUGAGAUAAGUAUGACAAUUUUAAUAUUAUAUUGUAUUAUGCUCGCGCGGCACUGGGUCACUGUUAUCAUGUUUCCUGGACCCGUUAGCGCAAUUUUUCGAUGCUGUUUGACAAAUUUUAUUCGAAUUAGGUGACCUCUAUAUAUUAUACAUACAUUAAUAGUGUAAAAUAUUGUUUUUAAAUAAUUUAUGAAGUGGAAAUAUCGCCGAUGUAUUAGAUUAUUGAGAAUGAACGAAGGGAGCGAGAGAGAAAAGAGAAUGAGAGAAGAGCACAGUUUUGUUCCCUGCAACUUAGGAAAAAUAAUUUAAAAUAUACAAGCAAAAUGAGCAAGUGAACGAAGCGAAAAAAAUAUAUGAGGAAAAAAAUAAAAAGACAAGAGAUACGAAUACAGGGCGCGUCUGAAUGGAAGCCAAUGGUGGCUAGUUGCGUCAGUCGCAUAGUACAAAUAUGACUUGUACAUAGCAACCCUUAAUCCUCCCCCUUAUAAAGUUAUUGGUUAAUUUACUCACACACCACACUCACACUGUAUCUAUAGUAUUUAUUAUCUGGGUAGAACAUCAUUAUUGGGAUUAUUAUUAUUAUUAAUUAUUAUUACUAUUAUUAUAUUAAUAUUACGAAAUACAGUUUUAUGUGUAUA